Messenger RNA from Neofelis nebulosa (Clouded leopard), 2840 nucleotides. RefSeq names its product SH2 domain containing adaptor protein B (gene SHB). NCBI's taxonomy places the organism in Eukaryota, Metazoa, Chordata, Mammalia, Carnivora, Felidae. The transcript has 6 exons. Gene Ontology annotation, molecular function: phosphotyrosine residue binding. The coding region runs from base 625 to 2151 and encodes 508 amino acids. The record is from RefSeq and is a predicted model, not a curated record.
GCCGGGGUGUCACACACGCGGCGGGUCGGGAGGCGGCGGCGGCAGCAGCGGCAGGCGCCGCCGGGACGGGCACGGGCGCACGGCUCGGGCGGGCGCUGGCUGCCUUCCUCCGUCGCUCGUUCGCUCUCCCUCCUGCUUGCUCUCCGGCUGGGGGCCGGGCUGCCCCCAGCGCUCUUGGGAAGGAAGAAGGGGGGGCUGAGGACGCCGACAAGUUCCCGUAGCAGCCGCAGAUUCCGGCCCAGGCGAAGGCUGCGGUUCCGACGGGACAGGAGCGCGCUCCGCCGCGGAGCGCACGGCCAGAGUGUACCAGACGGGGGGCGCCUGGGCCUUUCGCUCUCCUUGGGGCCGCGGGCCGGGAUCCCAUGAGACGCGCCCGUGAGGGGCGACAGAUCCGAAGCCGGGGAGGCGCGCGGCAGAGGCGGAGGGCGGUGCUGCAGCUGCUGGAGGCCAGGAUCCGCCGGCAGGAGGCGGCGGAGAGAACUUGAACUUGGCGUCGGGAGCGGGCGCCCCGGACGCCCCCCGCCGGGGCCGGGGCGCCGAGGGACCUGGGCCGCAGCGCUGCUCUCCGAAUGGCCGCGGCGGCGGACCGGGCUCCCGCGCCGCGGCCCUAGGCGGCCUCUCGCCAUGGCCAAGUGGCUGAACAAGUACUUCAGCUUGGGCAACAGCAAGACCAAGAGCCCCCCGCAGCCGCCGAGGCCGGACUACCGCGAGCAGCGGCGCCGGGGCGAGCGGCCCUCGCAGCCCCCCCAGGCCGUGCCGCCAGCCCCCGCGGGCGCCUCGGCGUCCUGCGGUCCGGCCGCCGCCUCCUGCUUCUCGACCUCGUCGGGAUCGCUGCCCGACGACAGCGGCAGCACGAGCGACCUCAUCCGCGCCUACCGCGCACAGAAGGAGCGCGACUUUGAGGACCCCUACAACGGGCCUGGCUCUUCGCUGCGCAAACUGCGCGCCAUGUGCCGCCUGGACUACUGCGGCGGCGGCGGGGAGCCGGGCGGGGGCCAGCGCGCCUUCUCAGCCUCGUCCGCGUCGGGCGCCGCAGGCUGCUGCUGUGCCUCCUCCGGCGCAGGCGCCGCCGCGUCCUCGUCUUCGUCCUCCGGCUCCCCGCACCUCUACCGCAGCAGCAGCGAGCGGCGGCCCGCCACCCCGGCCGAGGUGCGCUACAUCUCCCCGAAGCACCGCCUCAUCAAGGUGGAGAGCGCCGCGGGCGGUGCCGGAGACCUCCCGGGGGGUGCCUGCUCUGGCGGCCGCACCUGGAGUCCGACGGCCUGCGGUGGCAAGAAACUGCUCAACAAGUGUGCCGCCUCGGCCGCGGAGGAGAGCGGGGCCGGUAAAAAGGACAAGGUGACCAUUGCUGAUGACUAUUCUGAUCCCUUCGAUGCCAAGAAUGAUCUCAAGAACAAAGCAGGAAAGGGAGAGAGUGCUGGCUACAUGGAGCCCUACGAGGCCCAGAGGAUCAUGACAGAAUUUCAGAGGCAAGAAAGUGUCCGGUCCCAGCACAAAGGCAUCCAGUUAUAUGACACCCCUUAUGAACCUGAGGGCCAAAGUGUCGACUCGGACUCAGAGAGCACGGUCAGCCCCCGACUACGGGAGAGCAAGCUGCCCCAGGACGACGACAGGCCCGCCGACGAGUACGACCAGCCAUGGGAGUGGAACCGGGUCACCAUCCCAGCUCUGGCAGCUCAGUUUAACGGCAAUGAGAAACGGCAAUCAUCCCCCUCACCUUCCCGGGACCGGCGGCGCCAGCUUCGAGCUCCUGGAGGGGGCUUCAAGCCCAUCAAGCAUGGGAGCCCUGAGUUUUGUGGGAUCUUGGGAGAAAGAGUGGAUCCUGCUGUCCCCCUGGAAAAGCAAAUCUGGUAUCACGGAGCCAUCAGCAGAGGAGAUGCCGAGAACCUUCUGCGGCUCUGCAAAGAGUGUAGCUACCUUGUCCGGAACAGCCAGACCAGCAAGCACGACUAUUCCCUCUCCCUGAAGAGCAACCAGGGCUUUAUGCACAUGAAACUGGCCAAAACCAAAGAGAAGUACGUUCUGGGUCAGAACAGUCCCCCAUUCGACAGUGUCCCAGAAGUCAUCCACUACUAUACCACCAGAAAGCUGCCCAUCAAAGGGGCUGAGCACUUGUCCCUCCUCUACCCUGUGGCUGUGCGGACCCUCUGAGCGGACAAGCCCCACCCUGCUCUGUGACGGGGCCCAGACUUGGAGGAGCUGGAGGCCCCCGCCCACCAGCCCCGCCGCUGUUGCAGGCGGGGUCCAAUUUGUGUCGUGUGUAUGGUACUAGCACACCACUGCAUGUCUCUAGAAUGCUGUUGCCACUUAUGGGGGCUGGAGAAAGCCUGGACAAAGACAGGACAGCCAACACGCCACCCCAGCCCCCACCCCCGCCCCCUCCUUGAGUUUCUGUGAAUUAAAAUAUUUGCAAAUCCAAAGAGAUGCCUUCCAAGAUGAACAAAGGAGAGCAGCUCCGGAGGGGCGAGGGGCGGGGCGGGAGCUCCCCGGGUUGCAGCUCUUUGUUCUCCAGCUGUCACGAAUUCACACCUGUGGGGGUGGGGGGGGGGCACUAUGGUUUUCCCACCAGGGCCUCUGCUGGUGCUGGGAGACAAAUGCGGGUGCUCUGAGAGCCCAGAAAGCCCCAGGAGUCUGGCUUCCCCUGUGGUGUGUGUGUAUGUGUGAGUGUGAACACAUACACGAGAGAGCAUGGUCACACACAGAUGUGAGUAAGCCCACUAAAUCCACUGUUAGUCACUCAGUGUAAUCACUAGGAGAUCUUCAAGGAAUCAUUGUGCAGUCACAAAGAGGAUUCAAUUAUUUAUGAAUAGGGUGUGUAAAUAAAAUAGUCAUUUAAUACA